UAAUAUUGUUGUAAAAUUUCGGGUCAUAUAAUCAAUAAACGUUGUUCUUCCCCAAAAACCCUUGUGAAAUCUUCUUGGAUGGGGAAGGCAGAGAAGGAGCGGCUGAAUGAGUUAUUAAUCCAACAUCUCAACACAAUCCAUGAAACCUUUCAGGUUUUGGAUCAAUCACCGCCAUCUUCUCUACAAAAAGUAAGCUGGGAUGAGGUCAUCAAACUGGGAGAACAGCUCUACAAACAGGCCACUACUGUGGGAAUGCUUUGGACCGGAGCAGGGCCGGACGCCAAAUCACUCGAGGAAAGCAUGGGGACGUAUUCCAAUUUACUUCAAGGCUUCCUUCUACUUUCACACGGAAGUAUGAUCGGUGCAGGAACUACUCUUACUUCUUACAUCCACGCAUCCGUAAAGCAAGUCAUCGACUGCAGCUUUAUGCUGUUAAAAGAAUCAGUGGCCUCUUACGGAAACAACAGUAAAGCACACCAACUCUCGAUUCCCCAGAUUGUUGGCACUGUUUGGGAAGCGUGUUCAUCUCUUAAGAAAACCCCCGGGACAAAUGUUACCGCCAUAGGCCGAUCCAUGACUCAGAUAGCAGUUUCCAUAACCGACGUUCUUCGUGAAAUGAAGGAGCUUAAGCCCGCUUCUUCCGACCCGUCUGACGAGGUUUCAAAGCCCGAUAACGAUACCCGCGACAGCGACAAUUCGUCAGAGGGAGAUUUAGGAACCGACUUGUCACCUGAAGAUAUGAAAAUUACUGAAUUAGCUAUUGAAGUCGUGUCUGGAACGCUUUUAACGAUAAAAGAAACGAUUCGCUCGAUAACCGGUCUACUCAAGAACCCUCGAACGGAAAAAGAUAGUAGUCAAACGGUUAACUCGUUGGAGAAAUUAUUGGAUGUUUGGAGAAAUAUGGGAUUGCAAGUGGAUGAGAUUGGAGCGUGUCUUUAUCCCCCUCAAGAAAUUUCUGCCAUUAAAACUGCUUCGGAGAAAAUGGUGAGCUUUGUUGGUGAAUUGCAAGAACAACUGGAAAUCGUUAAUGGAUCUUCGGUUGCUUUUGUUGACGCAAGUAAUGGUUUAAAGAAUUCUCUAAAGAAACUUGAAUUAGGGUUAGGGUGCUCUAAUGAUGAUGAGGAUGAUGCACUUGUGGGUGAGAUGAAGAACCUUGAGAUAGAUUCUUCUUGCCAUUAGUGUUUUUGGAUGAAAUUAGUAGUGGUUUUGUUGCAAAAGAUAUUGUGUUUUAUGAGUUUAAAACAGGUGUAUUAAACAAACAGGUUUUGUGGAUGAAAUGAUAAUGUUUUUAUUCUAGUUUA
Messenger RNA from Helianthus annuus (common sunflower), 1301 nucleotides. RefSeq lists its product as uncharacterized. Gene Ontology annotation, biological process: regulation of cell cycle. Gene Ontology annotation, cellular component: nucleus. Lineage: Eukaryota; Viridiplantae; Streptophyta; Magnoliopsida; Asterales; Asteraceae. The coding region runs from base 79 to 1179 and encodes 366 amino acids. The record is from RefSeq and is a predicted model, not a curated record. The transcript is spliced from 4 exons.